Pristis pectinata (smalltooth sawfish) is the source of this 9936-nucleotide messenger RNA. It is a transcript of the gene rlf, whose product is annotated as RLF zinc finger. The coding region runs from base 77 to 6685 and encodes 2202 amino acids. Gene Ontology annotation, cellular component: nucleus. The transcript is spliced from 8 exons. Gene Ontology annotation, molecular function: DNA binding; DNA-binding transcription factor activity, RNA polymerase II-specific. Lineage: Eukaryota; Metazoa; Chordata; Chondrichthyes; Rhinopristiformes; Pristidae. Gene Ontology annotation, biological process: regulation of transcription by RNA polymerase II. The record is from RefSeq and is a predicted model, not a curated record.
ACCUUCCUCUCGGGGGGAGGCGGUAAGGCGGGCUGGUCACGUGAGCAGUGUCUACGCGCAACAGUGGAGAGCGAAGAUGGCGGACGGAGGGAGCGAGCAGGCCCCCGAGCCUUUAACCGAGCGGCUGCGGCUCGUCCACGGCGAGCUGCGGAGGCGCGGUGUGUCCCAGGAGUCUUCUGCGCAGUACUGCCAGCGUUUCUGCGAGAUCUUGAUACAAUAUGGUGAAAAAUACAAAGCUACUGAAGAACUCCUACCUUUAUUGGAAGUCUAUCGGAUUUCUAUCCAGAGCUACACAAGUGCAAGGCCUUACCUAACUACAGAGUGUGCUCACAUUAAUUUUGUACUUGGUCAGUUAGCAGUGAGCUGUUUUGAACUACUACUUUCACUUCCUGACAACGAGGUUCCACAAGACGUGUGGCAGCAGCUGCAGCAGACAUUGCAGGAUUCUCACAUUGCAUUACUGGAAUUUGGAAACAAUGAAUUGCAGGCACUACUUGCAAUUUCUAUAGAGUGUGGAGCUUGGAAAAAUCCAGUUCUACAGUGUAUUCUUUCCAAGCAGACAGCACCCACUGAAGAGGUGAACAAUUAUUUGAUCCAGGAGGGACCUACAUUUCUUGAGAUUCGCAUUAAACAUCUGAUGAAGAUGGAUCGCAAGUUUGAUGCAGCACUGCUUGCAAAGUGUUGUGCAGAAAAUGCAGAAAUUAACAGCAAAGGUGCUUUUCGACAAAUCUACCUCACUUGUCUCUGCACUAUGGGACCCAAUGAGGAGGCAGCAAAAGAGAUUGCGCAUGUUGACUGCAAGGAAGUAUUGGAUAUUAUUUGUAACUUGGAGUCUGAUGGCCAGGACAGUGCUGCCCUUGUCCUGUGUACAACAUUCCUCACCCAUCAACUGCAACAGGAGAGUGUCUAUUGUUCUUGGGAGCUCACUCUAUUUUGGAGCAAGUUGCAGCGGAGAAUGGAUCCAUCUUUGGAUUCCUUCCUAGAGCGCUGUCGCCAGCUUGGUAUUAUUGCAAGAACAGUGUACCACAUAUUCUUCCUUAUAAAAGUUAUCCAAUCUGAAGCAGAAGGAGCUGGUCUCCCAAUUUCAAUCGAGCUAUGUGUAGGAGCCCUUCGUAUUCAGUCUAAUGAAAAUGCAGAGAUGAAGAUUUCUAUUUGUAAAACCAUCGCCUGCUUGAUGCCAGAUGAUCUAGAAGUGAGACGUGCUUGUCAGCUCACACAGUUCCUGCUGGAACCCACAGUGGAUGCAUACCGUGAAGUGGAAAGGCUGUACAAGCAACCUGAUCAAAAAUAUGAUGAGGAAAACGGCCCUAUUCCCAAUUCGUUACACUGUGAACUCUUAUUGGUCUUAAAAGCCCACUGGCCUUUUGAUCCUGAGUUUUGGGAUUGGAAAACUUUAAAGCGUCACUGUCGGGGGCAUUUGGGAGACAAGGCUGUUGCCAUUUCAGAAGAUGAACUCAGUGAAGAUGAGUUGGAUGGAAAUGAGCUCUUUGAUCAAAUGAGUAAAAUACCAGAGGUGGUAAAUGAUGGAAAGGAGAAGGAUGGAGAAGUUGUCAAAAAGAAAGAGAAGGUGAUGUCUGAACGAUAUUAUAGAUGGCUUCAAAAUAUGUUCUUCUGUGUGCUGUGCAAGAAAGAUUAUGUUGUAGCUAGAAUGGUACACCAUGCCAAGACGCAUGUUAGAGAUGGGAUAUUUUCUUGCCCUGUUUGUGCAAAAAAGUUUAAGAGAAAGGAACAGUUUACACCACACGUAAAGGAACAUAUAAAAAAACCCAAGAGAGAGAAAAAACAGAAGAAGAAAUCAGAAGUAGCUGAAAAACCUCUGCUUCCUGCAGUAACCGUGAAUGCUUCCGCUAAGCAGCAACCUGCGUUAGAUGAUGCAAAGAGUUCUGUUAAAAAAGAGAUAGAGGAAAAUGACUACAUAAUCUUCAGCGGAGCAGACUCUGUGGACGAAGAACGAGGUGAUGUGCCCAAGCCAGAAGUGGGUGAAACUGUCGUAACACAGUGGACAGAAAGUUAUCCGUGCCCAGGCACGGCUUGCUCAAGAUCUUUUAAAUAUUAUAAGAAUCUCACUGCCCAUUUGAAGAAUGAUCACUUGGACAAUGAUGAAAAUGUAAAGCACUUCCUUGAAAUGAAUAACAGGAAGGCUCUAUGUAAAUACUGUCGACGCCAUUUUGUCAGUGAUUACCAUCUGAAAGCCCAUUUAAAGGUACAUUCUGGAUUGCAGCCCUAUAUUUGCAUUCAAAUGGACUGUAAUGCAAGCUUUCAGGCUUUCGCUGAUCUAGUGAAGCACAGAAAACAACACAAGGAAUUCCGAUCCAAAUGUACUUUUAAAGGUUGCAACAAAGUUUUCAGUGGAUCUUGCUUACUGUAUCACCAUGAAGCUCAGCAUUACAGGGAAGCAGCCUAUUCCUGCAAUUUAUCAGGCUGCAAGAAAUUCUAUUUUUCCAAAAGUGAAUUCCAAAAUCAUCUGCAAACACAUGGCUUAACAAGUCUGGAAGAAUUUGAGGCCAGACUUCUGAAAAAAGGAAGUGACUCCACAGAGGAUGUGGUGGAUGAUGGCUCUAAGCUUGUGACUGCAGAGGAGAAACAAUGCCUUGUGGUUGGCAAUGUUGCAGAAAAUGCAAUUGAAAAACUGAAUGAAAGUGCAGAAAAGCCUUUACAAAGUUGCAGCUAUUCAAUGCCACAAGAAGUGAUAAAAAGGGAAAAAGAAGAGUAUAGUCCAGGUGGUUCUUACUGCCCUGCGAGACUGGGUGCUGACAGGACAGAUUCAGACAACAAGGGGAAACCUGGAUAUCCUAAUCUCCAGGGUGUUUAUUCUGAAAAUUUGCUUGUGCCAUUAGAAAAGUUGGCAUCAUUUAAAGAGCUGAGUGACAUUGAGGACAUGAUGAAGGCAGCCACACUUCAUCCUGAAAUUAACAGGAGCUUAGCUAAGCACAAAAUCACCACUAAUGUUGCAGAUAGCUUGCCAGCUUUAAAUAAGCAUACUUGUGGUAUAGAUGGCUGUAUCAUGAUGUAUGCCUUGACAAAGGACCUGAAGAAACACAUUAAGGCAGCUCAUCCAAAUUACUAUAAAGCUAAGAAAAGGAUUGACAAACACAGCAGAAGUGUUAUGAAAGUUUCUGCUACAAAUCAAGACAAGAUUAAAGCUGAGAUGGGACAGCAGCCUUUGACGACACAACUGUUAUCAUCGCAGGGUCAGGAAGGCCAAUCGGUUGCAUCUGUUGAUGAACUUUGUGAAAAUAAAAAUGUGUUGCACAAAGCUCAGAGAAUCAAGAAGCCCAAGAAUAACAGGAAUGCCAAAUGGCCUGCUAUUUUUAAGGAUGAUAAGUUUGUAUGCUCUCGAUGCUUCAAGGAGUUUUCAAAUCCCAAAUCACUUGGUGGCCACCUUGCUCGCAAAAUAAAAUGCCCGUUACUGACCGAGAAUAGUGCAGGGACUAAUCCGAUAAAGAAGCGUUACGAGGGCCGUCCUCCAAGUCAGUCUGAUCGUGUUCCUGAAGUACCAACCCUAGAGGAACUUGUAAAGGCUCUGCAAAAGCUGCAGUUGAAUAAAUCCGAAGCAGUUCCUAAUGAAGUGAUGGUGUGUGCCUCUACUCUAUCUUCACCUUUGAUAGAGCCACCACCACCUCCUAUCUCUGCCAGUGAUGCUUCCAUAUCCACACCUUUAGGUAAUGCUUCCCAAUCACAGCCACGUUCACGUGACCUAUUCCAAACUGAUCCAUCUAAAGAGGACUCGGGGGUCAUUAAGCCAUUUGUUUGUGAUUAUGAAGGAUGUGCCUUUAAGGCAAUGACCAAAGAUGGCCUCAUUAACCAUUAUGUUAAAACUCACAAGUACUCCAAGGACAAGGUUCUUCAGUUAAGCAGGUUUCAACUCAGGUUUGCACCAUUCAAAUGCCACAUUUGCCUACGAACAUUUACAAGAAAAACGAAUCUCAGAACUCAUUAUAAACAAAUGCAUAGGUUCAGUAAAGAGGACAUGCAGAAAGGAAAGUUCUCCUACAUAAACUGUGUUUCUGUUCCUAGCAAUACAAAUCCACAGCUGAUUGUGCCAAAUAUAUUAAUUAAAACUGAGAAUGACAGUCCCCGCGGAACUGAAGAGAAAUUGUGCAGUACUCAGAAUGGCACUGAAAGGCUGAGUCUGUCUGAGGAUACUGGGCCAAUUAAGACAGAAAAGGGGUCCCUUUACCCAGUUACUGUUCCUUACCAGACUAAAGACUAUAAUUUAUUUGGGGAUGAUGAGCAUGCACGGCUUGGCACAGUGAGUGGAAGCUGGCGCCAGACUGGGAGUGAUUCAGAAAACACAAUGAAUGAGUCCUUCACGACAGAAAUUGAAUGUUCUGAAUCUGCAGAAUCUUUAAAAUCUGAGGAGAUGCAUUUGAAUGGCAGUGUGGAGUCUGGUUGUAUGAUGCCAGAUAGUGCAGAUGAUUCUGAAUCCAAGGAAGAAGGUAGAGGAAGCCGGAGAAUUGGUGCUAAAAGUAAUUUGUGUUACAUGUUGAAUAAAUACCACAAACCUUAUCACUGCAUUCACAAGGGCUGCUCUGCAGCUUUCACUGGCCAGCCAAAUUUGAUACGCCACUACCAGACAGUUCAUCAGUACAACAGAGAACAAAUGUGUUUGGAAGAAGAUCAAGGAAAUGCCAAGAAGGACAAUACCAAAGUGAAGAAAAUCUUCAAGUGCAAGUUUGAAGGUUGUACCAAACGUUUCCAAUAUCCUAGAGUGCUGUUGAGACACUACAGUGAAAUUCACAAGCUUGCAGGUGGUGAAACAGGAAAGUACACUUGUAAUCAACCAGAGUGUAUGUCCUCUUAUAAUGCGUAUAGCAACCUUAGACGCCAGCCUGCUGAUCUAGAAUUUAAGUGCAGCAUAGACGGUUGCAGCCGUACUUACACUAUCCGUUCCAGUUACCUGCGCCAUGUCCAAAGACAGCAUAAAGCCCAUUAUAAGUCAAUAUUACUGAGGCCACGCAAAAACUGUAAGUAUGACCGUAAGCCUAAUUUGGAAAGGUGCAAUCAGGACUGUAUUAUUGAUGGCAAUGCUGAUGGCUCAGCUUCAGCUGUUAAAUCUGAUUUGAAGCUGUUUGAGCAGGGACAUCUCACUGAUGAAGAUAGCUGUGGCUCUGCAUUACCACGUGCACCUAACUUGGGCAGAAUCAGUGGAGAGCAUCUUUCUGAUGAAGGAAGCUGUGAUUCUGAAUCUGAAGUUGAACCUAAUUUUGAAAAUUACAAGAAGAAUCUUGACUCGUAUGGUUCAGCACUGAAAGCUGAGUCGAACUUCGAAAGUCACAACAGUGGAGAUCUUAAAAACGAGACUUGCAACAGAAAAGCAAAAUUAGAACCUGAUAUAAAAAGGAGUCUAGCAGACAAUCAUUCUGAUGACUCAAGUGACUCAUCACCACAGGAUGAAGACUGUGAGAGAAAUGCAUCCUCCAUAGCUUACAGUGGUUCCUCGGUGGAUGAUUAUGAUAAAGAAGCAAGAAAAUCAGGCCGGUAUCGUGAUUAUUUGUUGAAGAGUACAGACCAUGGAUUUGCAAUGUGUAAGAAUGAGGUUUUGAGGGAUCAGUUUCCGUGUAUGGUUGAUGACUGCCAGACAGUUGUCCUGAGCCGGCGCAGUGUGUUGAGACACUAUAAGAUACUUCACAAAAUGACUGCUAAAUAUAUUGAGCAGAAUUUUAAUACGCUUCUAGUCUGCAAGAAAUAUUCUGAUCCAGCGCGUGAAAAAAUGGGAUCUGAUUCCCCAGCACUUCCCAAAAAAGUGCCCUCUGAGCAAAUGGAGGAUGCUCCAGGUUGCAGUGUUCUCCGACAGCAAAAUGGCGAAAUGCCGUUGAAAACUGAGUUCAAAGUUGAACCUGAGCAAGUUGGAUCAGGACAGCAGAACUGUAGUGUGGCAAACGGAAACAAUGCUUUUCCUGGAGGUGGAAAUGUUCUUUUUCCUGGGAAGUCGGUAAACAGCAGUCUCACCAUGGGGAUGGCAAACAGAGGUCCAAGCUUCAAGGAAAAUGAUGCAAAUCGGGCUUUUCUACCUAAGAAUGGAGGAGUAAUUGCAAAUAUAGUGAAACAAAGUGGGACUCAAAAUGGGUCACUGUUCCCUAAGCUGAAGCAGCCUUUGAAAAGAAAAUCUGAAAUGGAAGGACAGUCGCAGAGAACGGACUCCAUGUAUUUGCCACAGGGCUCACUUUUUGGCAGCAAGGAGAGCCAACAGAGCCAAAAUGCUCAACAGAAACCAUUUGACUUAACCACAUAUAAACCUAUAGGCUUUGAAGCCUCAUUUUUGAAGUUUAUUCAAGAAAGUGAAGACACUGAGAAUGAUGUCGAUGAGUCAUGGCAUUGGGAACCCCCUAAACGAUGUAAAAAAUUUGGUUCACACCGGCGGGAGUCUGCCGUUAACACUGGAUCAAAGGAAUCGACAGUGGAAAACUGUAAAGGGUGCAGUGCAGACUGUGACAAAAAUGACUCUGCUGUGCAUAACAGUUUUGCAGCAAUCGAGCCCCUAAUUUCACAAGGGUCGACUCCAUCUUUGGAGAACUUACGAACGAUAUUGGAUAAGGCGUUGACAGACUGUGGAGAUCUUGCCUUAAAGCAGCUUCAUUUUCUUCGACCUGUAGUCGUCCUGGAAAGGUCUGAAUUUUCCACUCCCCUGCUAGAACUGUUUCCAACAAAAAAGAGUGAUGAACUCUGUGUGGGAAGUUCAUAGGACUAUUUGUAUCUAUUUUGCAAACUUAAAUCACCAUACUGUAACCUAUGUAGAGUGAUAAAAGCAAUGCUGCAGAGAAUAAAAAGCGAAUACACCUGGGGUUUCCAUACGGGAAACGAAACCUUGGUUUGUUCUGGUUUUGUGCAUGAUUGUGUGUGUGUGUGUGUGUAUACGAACAAGUAUUAGGGUACUUAUCGGGGAUUAGUAGUUCUCACUAAGAACUUGAAUGUGCACAUACUGGUGCUUUUCUGUAAUAUAUUGUACACUACAUCUCCUUUAUGUAUGGGUUUUGAGAUAGUACACUGUCAAUUAAAUGGCAAUUUUUCACAAAAAACAUUGUACUGAUGGAUUUGUACUAUAAAUCAAAUUGUAUUGAUGCUUUUGAAAAACAUUAGUCACCUGAUUGAUUUAUGGGGAUCAAAAUAGUCUUGACAGUUAUCAAUAAAAAAAUACUACUUUUACUGCAGCAGGGCUUUGGCUAACCCAUUAUGGUUUUCUCUGAAAUAUUCUUGUAAUCAUGUAAGAAAUCUACAAAUUGGAACAAAUACUAUGGCUGAUUUAAUUUUUGAUGAACUCCACUUUUACAUGAUCUUCUACACAAGUUGACUGAAAUGUGAUCUUAUAUGGGCUCAAGUUCUUUUUUUUGCUGUGAAUGGAAUUCUCCCUUUUAGCUUACUACUGUAUAGCAUUUCUUCUGGUCUGGAUUCAGCUUCUGUUUAAAACAAAAAGGACCAAAUUGAUCACUGCAGUAUUUUCCUGUGUACAUUUAAUUACUUCCUAUAUCCUAAUAAUAUAGAUUUUAACAUGCAGGAUAGUAAUAUCUUGAAGAAAAUGAGUUGGUGUAUGUAUUUGGAGGUGGUGAAAUAGCAAGAGAUAACAUUGUUUUAGAUAUUUUGAAAUAGUGCAUUACUGAUUUAACAUGAAGUUUUUGCUAAGAAAUUUGAAAUGUUUGUUUCAGUCUGAAUAAACCUAGAACAUUUUGGCCAGUAUGCUAUAAUUACCUUUCUAGUGAGGUUUGUCAGUGACACUUGACUGACAUUGAAUGAAUAAUCAUAGUAAAACAGACUUGAAUGGUUCCUGGGAAACACCAAAGAGGGCUUGGUAACCUGAAAUUACUAAGUAUGUAAUCAAGUUUUGAUAUUUUCUGCAAUAUUUUAGAAUAGUCCAUGUUACUCCAUAGAUUUUACGAUGGAACUUUUAGAAAAAAAUUACAUUACUAUUUUAAUAUACUAAGGUAGGUUAAUCUUGUGGACCCUUGAAUCACAAUGCCAUCGGAAUAGAAAUUUGUUGCUUUUAGAAUCACAUUGCACUGUCUGUGUUUUGUGACUUCAAAAGAUUGAAAUCUACAUUUAAACCAGCUUGUACUGCCUGUAGGCAUAGGCAUUUUCUGUGAGUAUGCAAGAAUUUUCAGUGAACUACAGUGGGGAUGAUGGAGGAGAGACCCUUUGGGAGUACCUUGGUUUCUUUUUUAAAAGCAUGACGUCUUCUGAGCUGUAUUGCUAGAAAUCCCAAGUGGCUCUUAGUCCAAGAUUUAUAGCCCAUGAUUACUCAAAAAAAUUAAGGCUAAAAGCAAAUGCAUAACUGACUUCAAAGGGAUAAAGUAAACUGAAGACUUUAGUUACAGCCUUUUUUUUGUUUUUUGGUUAUAAUGUGGUCUUCACUUUGCAAUUGUACAAUUUCACUUUUAAUACAAAUUUGAGUGUGGAAUUCCAUUUUAUCCUGAUUUGUAAUAACUGGUUCACCUGAGCUGUUAAUUUUCUGUUCAGUCGAUAAGACUAUAGUUGCAUUGACUUAUGGUUUAAAAUCCAUUCUAAUGCAAUGCAGCUCAAUAUAUACACACACUUAACUUUUGAUGAGCAUAACUAAUAGACCUGAUUAGUAUUUGUCCUAACAUGCUUGUUCUGUUCACAGUUGUAUAGCCUGCCUGUAAUGAAUUGUAGCCAGUUUUAAGUGAAUGUAUUCAUGUUUGUUGCAAAGUUUCAUCCAAAAUGUAAGUGGAAAGUUAAACCUCGCAGUGACGAGUAAAGCAGUUAACGAGAUUUUGCAUUCAAUGUAAAAACUGAGCCAAGCUCUUUAUUUUGCAACUCUUUAAAUAACAUUGUGACUUACUUUAGGCUGACCUUUUUGCUCUAUUCAACUUACCCAUCAAAUUACCGAUUUGCUGUAAGAUGCUAGGAACUUGUCAUCUCAAUUUUAGUGAUUUUUCUGCUAAUAAACAUGCAAAGUUCACCAAAUCUAUUGUAUAAAAUAUAGCACUGCAGCAGCUGGAUUUUCUGACUAUUACCCAUUUGGGUUAAUUCAACCAGAGGUGCUUUGCUUUAAACAACUGGAUCUUGUUGGGAAGAAGCAUGAGGGGAAUUGAGGCUGAAACUUUUCCUUGUUAAUCUUGACAAUAACAAUGAGCAUUAACCAUGAGAGAAAACAUGAUCCAAGUGCUAAAUUUGUGUGUCUCUCCCUCUUCCCCCCCCCACCCCCCCAAAAAAAAGUUUUCCAAAGGAUUCGAGUAAUAGAACUGUGUUGCUAACUUACAUAACAAAUCUGUGGAAUUCGUUGCCAUAGAAGACUAUGGAGGCCAAGCUAAGGGUUACAGGGAGAAGGUGGGAGAAUGAGGUUGGAGAAAACAGUAUCAGCCAAGGUUGAAUGGUGGAGCAGACUCAGUGGGCCGAAUGGCCUAAUUUUGCUCCUAUAUCUUAUGUUAUUAAUACACAAUCAGAAACGUGUAUUAAGUUAUCAUGUAAGAAUAACUAAACUAAAUGGGUCAUUUUUUUGAUAUGCAUGAUGUUGGUGUGAUUCUGUGUGUGUCUCCCUGUUCUCACUUUUGUUUUGCUUCUUCAUCUUUUCUCUCGAUUUUGUGAUGGGUGGAAUGAUGGUGGAAGGAAUGGCCAUUGACUAUAAAUUAAGAGCAAAUAUAGGGCAUAAAUGUAUGGCAUAAUGGGGCCCAGUGACGACUCCUUCCAUCCCUCCUGUUUCCAGUGUUUCACUUUCUGACGAGGGAUGGAAUCACUUUUCCUCUUGCACCAGUCUUUGCAUGCAUGUCUCAUUCUGAUUCCAGUCUUACAUUUUGUAAAGGUUGUACAGCACAAGACCAAACCUACAAAAAUGUUUCUUUUCCUCACCAUCCUCUACAAUAAAUCAUAGGAUUAGCUGUACCAUGCAUUUUUUUAAGCAGUAAUUUUCCGUGUGUUGUGGAAGGCAAAAUAUGCCAAUUUAAAAUGUUUUUGCUAGAGGUAUUUAUUUUUGAGAGAAACCUA